Lodderomyces oxycetoniae is the source of this 4083-nucleotide messenger RNA. RefSeq lists its product as uncharacterized. Bases 1 to 4083 code for a protein of 1360 amino acids. Gene Ontology annotation, biological process: biotin import across plasma membrane. The transcript is spliced from 3 exons. Lineage: Eukaryota; Fungi; Ascomycota; Pichiomycetes; Serinales; Debaryomycetaceae. Gene Ontology annotation, molecular function: biotin transmembrane transporter activity; solute:proton symporter activity; dethiobiotin transmembrane transporter activity. The record is from RefSeq and is a predicted model, not a curated record. Gene Ontology annotation, cellular component: plasma membrane.
AUGAGUAGCAGUGUUAUUAAUGAUAAUAGUAUUUCCGAUGAAGGAGAAGAGUCAAGACUUAAGGGGCUUUCAAUAGAAGAAAACUAUAUUGAGCACCAAGAACAACAUUUUACUGAGGAAGAAAAAAUCCAACUUGAUAGGAUUUAUAUGAAACUCGACUUUCGUAUUAUACCGGCAUUAUGGUGCUUAUAUUUCCUAACCUCAUUUGGAUCCAGUUGCUAUGGCUUAACUUUAACUAUGAAUUCUGAAAAUGGACACUCGUUGAUCCAAUCUUUGCAUCUUACGUCCAAGCACACAUCUACUGCAUCAGCAUUAUACUAUGUUGGUUAUAUUAUAUUUGAUGUUCCCAUGAACUUGAUUAUGACUAAAGUAAGUCCGCAAUCAUGGUUAGCUAGAAUUGUUAUGACUGUAGGGUUGGUCUAUACUUGUUAUAGUGCAGUUCAAAAAGCAGGAGCAUUGAUUGCUUUGCGGCUUAUUAGUGGUGUAGUUGGCGCAGGAACCUGGCCAGGUAUGAGUUAUUAUAUAUCAUUAUGGUAUCCCAAUGAUAGAUCAACUAGAAGAAUUGGGUAUUACUUUACGGCGGCACAAAUCUCGGCAGCUGUUGCUGGUUUGGUGAGUGCUGGUUUCCAAAAAAUUGAUGGAAAUAGAGGCUAUUAUGGGUGGCAAUGGAUGUAUAUGUGUUAUGGAGUUAUUACCAUAACCGUGGGGAUUUCGUUACUUUGGUGGUUACCCGAUCGGCCCUUUAAACUUGAUAUGUAUAAUGGUGAUGGUGAUGGUGGUGAUGGUGAUGGUAAAAGGGGCAAGUUGAAGAAGUAUUACAAUAAAAUUUUCACGCCAAACCAUCCAUUACAUCAAGAGGAUAAGGCUUUACAUAAGAGAGAUUUGGAACAUCGGUAUAAACUACUUGUAUGGGGUUGGAGAGACAUUGUUGCAAUAAUUAGAGAUUUGAGAACUUGGCCUUUGGUUAUUAUGUAUUUUGGAGUAGUUGGUACUGGCUUUGGCUUGGCGGUAUUUGGAUCAACAAUUAUCAAGACAAACAAUCCAAGUUUGACUUCGAUUCAAGUCUCCUUGUUGUAUGCGCCAAUUUGGCUUUUUGAUUUAGCGGGUAUAUUAGUAAUUACACCAUUUGCUGAUAAGUUCAAGAGAAUUAGACCAUUUAUAUUUAGUGGUGCAUGUGUUAUCAUUAUAGUUGGAAUGAUUGUGACUACGUUUGCAAAAGACUCUUGGGCGAAAUAUGGUGGAUUGUUGAUUGCUGGAUUUGGACUUGGUCCAACUGUGCCGAUUUGUAUGUCAUGGUCAGCGGAAAUUUUCCAGCCCGAAUAUGGCGAUGUUGGCACUGCAGUUAGUGCAGCAUUAGUUAGUGGGUUGGGUAAUUUGGGUUCAGUUACAGCAACAUAUGCCUUGUAUAGUGGUUGGCCAGCUGAUAAGGCGAGAUUGUAUCGUAAUUCGAAUAUGAUGUUGGUGUUGAUGUUGGGAGUUAGUAUUGUGGCAUCGGGGCGAAAUAGUGACGAUAACGACACUCUGCUCGAUAGUGACGAUAACGACACUCUGCUCGAUAGUGACACUCUGCUUGAUAGUGACGAUAGUGACACUCUGCUUGAUAGUCGAGCCGGGAUAAUCGUCAAGUAUUCUUUGAGAAACCCGUUUGGGAGAAGAGAGAGACUUAUAUCACAUAGUGAUACUGAGAAACAACUACAUUAUACGGGGUUUUGGGGCGCUACAAUGGAGUCGAUCUCGUUGACAUUUACUCAUGAAGAUAAAUCCAAUCAUUCACUUUAUAAGUUGUGGAAGUUAACAAAUGAUCUACUGUAUAUAACGUGCAACAAGUUGUCAACUACAGAGAGGUUAAAUAACCGGUCAUGGAGACUUCUUAACCAGCGUAUAUUGAAGUUGAAAACUGAUCCCGCUCUUGUUUGUGAGGCCGAUUUAAACGAUUUGUUUAAAGAGAAUCCAAUAGUCUCGAAGCCAAAGCAAUCUCAGUAUAUGCGCAAUAGACCCUCCUUGUUUAGUCAUUCGUCAAAUCUAAGUGUUUAUCAUGCUAGAACGGGAACCACCGGUGGUGAUGUUGCUGGAUCGCAAUAUUUUUCAAAUUACAAUGAUUUAAUUUUCCAAAAUGGCACUGAGAAGGAGAAGGAGAAGGAGAAGGAGAAGGAGAAGGUAAAGGAGAAGGAGAAGGAAAAGGUAAAGGAAAAAAAAAAGGAGCUUGACCAGGAGCUUGAGAAGGAGCUUGAGAAGGAGCUUGACCAGGAGCUUGACCAGGAGCUUGACCAGGAGCUUGACCACCACGAUAACUGCUCAUCAGAUGCAUCGAAAUCAUCACAAAUGUCAAGCAAACAACAUUCAGAAACCAAUUUUCAAACAAAAACACUGCCAUUCAAAUCAAACAAAGAUCAAACGUCACCGCGGCAUCUCCAUCAAUAUCAUAAACCCGACCUAAUCAGGGAAACUAACUUAAACCGAGAGGUUUCAAUUAAGCAACAAUCUCCAUCUGAUCGUGUAUCAUCAAUCCAUUCAACAACUACUAAAUUAGAGCAACCAGAAAUACAGCGACAAAAUUCAUUAUUCAGCAAUUUCAUCCUCAAGGACAAAUCCACAGAGACAAAUGCAUCUAAUUCUGAGAAGCAGAUGAACAACUCAAUUUCAUUCAUAGUAGACGAUUCAUUGUCAAGUAUCCAUAGCGAAGUGGAAAAGAAGGAGAAUUCAAACGUGAAAAUGGAGGACAAUGAAAAGGAGGAAGAAGACAACAAACACAACAAAGACGACAUAGACUACAACGACGACAUAGACGACGAAGAAGAAGAUGACGACGACGACGACGACGAGGGUUACCUGUCGACAGAUAUAUCUGAAGACAGUGAUAUAGACGAUAUGGAAAACGAAGAACACGAAAAAUCCAUGGAAAAUGAAACUUGUGAACCACUAGAAAAAGAGGAUAAUGAGAGCGAGUGGGUAUCCGUCAGUUCUAGUUCACUCAAUUCAAGCACCCCUUCAAGUAAAAGGCAACCACUUUGUUUCCCAAAAGUUCAACCACCACUUUCUGCAGAUUCAAUAGGCUCAACCGAAACCAUGUCCUACAUAGAAAACAAUAGAACGCAUUCGACACCCAUAGCAGAGAAACCUAAAUCACUACUAUCUGGCUUGUUUUACAACGAGUCAAUGCAUUCGGUAUCGGCACCUGUUCCACCUUCAGACUCUGUGAAAAAGCCCAAAUUAAUAAGAUCAAGUACUACCGGGGUAACAACGAUUGAUUUAGAAACAAAACGCCCAUCAAUCAUAUUUAAUCAAAAGUAUCCGUCGUUAACCGAUAUCCCACAAUUGGUUAAAAGAACAAAUUCUCUUUUAGGUGCACAAUCAGCGGCAUCUUUUAGAGACCAUAAUCACCAAUACCAACACCACCAUCAAAUGAGCAACUUUUCCAAUGAAAUUCCACCGGAACUUCACAAGAAACAAACAAGUAUAGUAGGAAUAUCUGAUAUUAAUGUGUCCAAAGUCCCUAAAGACAAGGCUGCAACCGAUGAAGAGCACGAAUUAUUAUCUACUAGUUUGAACAAAUUAUCCCGAUCAAUGUCUCAACAUUCUUUGAUCAGCUUGAUUUCCAAAUCAUCUUUGAACUUGAGUCGACUUUACAUAUCUUCGAAAAACAAACAUAAGACCGAGCACACUGAAGAUGCAGAGGCUAAACACUAUAAUCAUAACGAGGCGAUUUCAAGAAAAGAACAACGAGAAGAAGAGCAUAUGCCACUGCAGCAACGUAUGUCGCCAAAUGAGCCUAUUCACAAGCACUCACCAAGCUCAUUGACCUCUUCUUCGUCAAUUCUAAUACAUUCAGCAAAAUCAUCAAGUACACCACCGCCUCAUAUGGGACCUGUCCCUAAAAUAGUUACCACCGAUACAGAUUUGGAAAAGGACUUGUUUUCAAAUGAAGAGCUUAGUCUGUCACUAAAGGAAUCGCUAAUAAUUGAUAAUAAAUUGGGUAAAAUAGCAAUGCCCGACAAACUAUUAAUUAGAAAGAAUCCAGCUGAUGCAACUAUUGUCAUUGGAGAAGAAGAAGAUUAUGAUGAUUACUACGCUAAAGGUUGGUAA